Staurois parvus is the source of this 386-nucleotide messenger RNA. The record is from the annotation of a GenBank genome assembly. NCBI's taxonomy places the organism in Eukaryota, Metazoa, Chordata, Amphibia, Anura, Ranidae.
UACCCGCGGCACCAUUUGCGGCCUCAGGUGUCAAUCAACGGGUGAUUCCUCGCCCGGCACCCAGUGAUCUCUGAGUAUCUCAACAGGGGAGAGACCUGUGUAUUAACAACACAGAUCUCUCCCCUAUCAGCUCCUGCACACUGCUUUGUAUGGCUCUGCAUAGCAGAGCCAGUGGAAAGCACUCACACAGCACAUUGUGAAACAGAGCACAGUUAACCCUUUGAUCGCCCCACAUGUUAACCCCUUCCUGCCCAGUGCCAUUAGUACAGUGUCAGUGCUUUUUAAUAGCACUGAUCACUGUAUUGGUGUCACUGGGGAUGUCAGUGACACCAAGUCAGUUCCUCCCAGUAUCAGAAUGCCCACUGGAGUCCCGCUAUAAGUUGCUG